Striga hermonthica is the source of this 309-nucleotide messenger RNA. NCBI's taxonomy places the organism in Eukaryota, Viridiplantae, Streptophyta, Magnoliopsida, Lamiales, Orobanchaceae. The record is from the annotation of a GenBank genome assembly.
AUGUUCGGGCAAUUUCGCAUGGCUCUGGAGCUGUAUAAGGGGAUGCUGAAAACGAGGACGUGUAAACCUGACGAGUUAAUGAUGUCGACGAUUGUAAAUGGCCUCUCAAAAUGCGGGUGUCUCAAGGCUGCCCACGAUAUGCUGCGUAGAUACGAGAACUCAGGGUACAACCCCGACAUCUACACCUACAGUGCCCUCAUCAACGGCUUUGUCCAGGAAGCUCGAAUCGAUGACGCACAGGAGGUGAUGGCCCAGAUGUUGGCCAAAGGGGUCCAUCCGGACGUCGUCACGUACACAUCCAUUUUGUAG